AUGGCUGGAUCUCCAAGGGCUUUAGCCAUUGUCACUCAAUCGCUCAUCAAGAUGGACCGGCUUUAUGAAUUAGCUGAAGGUUUCAGGAGGUCCCUAAAAUCCCACCACGAAGAAGAGUUCGAAAGCACGACUGAUGGAGACAUGCGAAAAGAAAUCCGAGAUAUUCAAUUGCUGCGAGAUAAAACAAACAACAUGAUGGAUAUGAAUCGACUGCGGAUGUUUCUUGACGGCAUGGAAGAACUCGAGAAAGUCCUCUUGCAGCUCAAGUUUCCUGGCACGAGAGGUGUGAUGUCAAUGGUUUGGGGCUCAGUAAAGUUCUUACUCAGGACUACCAACACUUCUGAAAGGGCUUUUGACGGAGUGCUCGAUGUUUACGGACUCCUUGGAGCCCAACUCCUGGCCUUGACUCAAUUCGAAGAGUUAUUCCAAAAGUUCCCGCCCGCCAUAGAGUGCAUAGUCAAUAUCUACGAUGACAUACAGCGGUUUCAUUUCACAUCAUACAAACUCUUCUCACUUACAGCAAAGCUAUGGCAACGGCUUCAGAGAUCGGUUUGGGAUGACGCAAGUGGCCUAUUCUCAAAACUAUCAGCCUCUUUAGGCAGACACGCAAAGUUUAUCAAAGACCACUAUUCUAUCCAAGGUGAGCCUCCAAGUCAUAACAGUUCAACAGAAUCGUCUAAUUCCAAAGACUCCGAUACCCUACAUGCGCCUUUCCAGCAGUACUCGUAUGGCAACAAGUCAGCCUGGAAGAACUUCGAGAUCGACGAAAUAGCCCGGCGCCGAGAAAGAAAGUACGAAGUGACCGAAUGGAUCACCUCUUCUCGGAAGAUGCAACGAUUGCAGAACGAAUUUCGCGAGAUGGCGAUCUGCCCCAAGAGUGGCCGUUGGCUUUUCCGAAACUACAGCGAUAUUUCAGAAUGGAUGGGAGAGGAAGACCCUCCUCACUCAGCCAUAUGGCUGCAUGCGAACGUCGGAUAUGGCAAAACGGUACUUGCAUCACUAAUAGUUGAUGAACUAAAGUCAUCGAAACUCCAUAAUACCAUGCCCUCAUUUCCAGACGACAGUAAAACAUGCUACUUUUACUGCCAAGAAAACGACAUUGAACACAGAAACCAUCUUGAUAUUCUGAAGGGCAUACUCCUGCAGAUGGUAGAGGCCGAGGACUAUAUAAUCCCAUAUUGCUACCAGGAAAAGGUCUCCAGUGGAGGCUCCAUCCUAAUUGAUGCAAAGCUAGCUCAAAAGCUCAUCAAGACAUUCAUUGAGUUCUCUGUAAGGCACUACAUCGUGAUAGAUGGAGUAGAUGAAUGUCAUGGAGCCGAGAUUGACCAAACUGCCAAGUUCUUCAAGGAUCUGGUGUCGGCAUACGAUACGCAAAUUAGAUUGGGGCAUUUGAGAGUCCUUUUCAUCGGCCGAGAAACAUCUGAUACUAAGAAGUAUGUCCCUGGAGAUGAUUGCAUCAGUAUAGCGCUCAGGCCCGAGGACAACCACGACGACAUUAGGGCUUUUGUGCAGAAGAAACUUCCAGAAUUCUCGAAGUCAAGUCACAGUAUUGGUUUCAGUCUUUCUGAAGCUGAUAAAUUAGACGUUGAACGCAUAAUAUGCCGUCAAAGCCAAGGCUCGUUUCUCUACGCACAUCUGGCCAUUGAAUUUCUUUUACAGCAAGAUACCAAAGGUGGCUUGUUGACCCUACUCAGAAAAGGGAUACUACCCCCGAAGCUUGGAGAUAUGUAUGAAAAAUUGCUGGAUUCUGUCAAGAGCAAUCUCACGGCCCAGUCAGGAGGUUCUGCGAGGUGGGAGAGAUCAAAGCUGCUCUUUGGGUGGCUCAUAUGUGCCAAGCGACCACUUAGAUGGAACGAGAUACAAGCAAUUUUAUGCUUCGACCCUCAUAAACUCCAUAUCGAUUUUGAGAAUGACAUGUUGCGACAAGAUAUGGAGACGUAUCUCGGCUCCAUCGUUCAUGUACUUGACGGAGGUUAUAUUCGACUGGUUCAUUCAACCGCAUGCAGAUAUAUCAUAGAGAACAGGCAUAUCAGUGAGAAGCAAGUUCAGUGCCAGCUGACCACUAUGUGUCUCAGAUACUUGACCCUUCCUUGCUUUAUCCAGGACAUCAACUACAGAGAGCACCAAAGAAGCGAGCAUGCGAAAUUGGGCUGGUUCUCUUUCCAGGAUUACGCGUGCGCCCAUUGGCUUCAUCAUACCGACACCUUGAUCAGAGAGUGCAGUGAGGUCUUUACCUCUGAGACCUUUCGAAAUGUUGCAGCAGAAUUCACAUUUGCUUUGAAGCAUUUUGUCAAUACCCAUCGUGCAGACUUAACUACCAUCAAGCACGUUGAAUUAGUCGCGGACCACAUAGAGAAGUUCGUCGACUUGGAACUCUAUGAAGACCUUUACUUUCUCUGGAACCACAUAUAUACUCACCAGCGAGGGGAUUACUCAACACGAAACACAGUUGGCAUUAAGCAGAUCGAGAAUGGGCUCAAGGACAAUAGAACGCAGCUGGAAGUUCUCUUUGUCCACCGAGAAGUCGGUGACGAGGAUACCGUGGAGGACUACUAUGGCUCAAAGCCCUACAAGUGUGAUCGCACACUCUGUCGUUUCUUCCAUGCGGGCUACAACAACACGCUAGACCGAGAUAAUCACGGAAAGCGACACGAGAGACCUUUCCAAUGCCCUGUAUCCUGCAACGCUGCUCCUCUCGGUUUUGUAAGCAACAAGGACAGGGAACGGCAUGUCAAUAUUUACCAUGCGGAACUUAGCGAAGGCCCUGCCAUCUUUGAGACCUUGAGCCGUCGACAGGUCUCCGGAAGAUUCGUUUGCCAGAUUUGUAACAAGACAUUCACGAGAAACAUCAAUCUCAAGAGCCACGAGCGAAGUCAUUUUGGGGACAGGCCUUACUCUUGCACGACCUGUAGGAAAGCCUUUGCUAGGAUUAAUGACUGUCGAAGGCAUGAGAAGAUACACGCGAAGAGGGGAUAUUGA
Messenger RNA from Fusarium proliferatum ET1, 2979 nucleotides. RefSeq lists its product as uncharacterized. Bases 1 to 2979 code for a protein of 992 amino acids. NCBI's taxonomy places the organism in Eukaryota, Fungi, Ascomycota, Sordariomycetes, Hypocreales, Nectriaceae. The transcript is spliced from 7 exons. The record is from RefSeq and is a predicted model, not a curated record.